CCCCCCGCUGCCUAGAAACGGGACUCUAAAAUGGCGGCGGCCGCCUGCGCCGGUGAGCAGGCAGUAGAAAAACAGCUGAAGACCUGGGGCUUCAAGAGGAAUGUGGAUGUCUUAGUAUUGUAUCUGGCAGGACAAGGAAUAAGAAGUAUCCCAAGUCUAUCACGGUUUCGUAGGUUAAGGUAUUUGUGGAUUAGCAACAACAAGAUCCAAGAUUUAACCUUCUUGAAAAAAAACUAUUGCCUGACUGAGCUCUACCUCAACAAUAAUGAACUGACGGAUGUAUCAGGUGCUCUGAACCACUUACAUGUGUUACAGAUCCUGUUCCUUCACAACAACCACUUAGGAAAGCUUGGCGGAACAGUGAAGGAACUGAAAGGAAUGAUAAGCUUGCAGACCCUAAAUCUAUUCCAUAACCCUCUGGCACAAGAACGGGACUACCGGCUUUAUGUGAUAUACUUCCUUCCUUCAGUACAGCUCCUUGACAGGAAGGCAGUUACACAAAGAGAAAGGGAGUCAGCACUUCAUCUUCAUAACCACAAAAGGUCUGCUGUUGUCCACUCAAUAGCUUUUGGAAGGAGAGUUAAUAAACCUCUUGGCACUAUAGUGAGGUCCAGAAGACACACUCAGCCGGCCAAAAGACUGGUGAAGCCCUCAGGCUCUGGAUUUGGAAAUGGCACAAAUAAAGAACCAUUUGAGAACCCUGAAGAUGCCAUUUUACUCCGGGCAAUGACAAGAUCUCUAAUGGAAUUUUCCUGUCUUGACUGGAACAAAGUAGCCACCUGCCAAGAAAGACGGCUUGAAAACAAAGCAAAAGAACCCCAUGAGAAGCUGACAGUCAAAUUUAGAUGAGUGCUUUCUUCCUUAAAACAAAAUGAUUCCUCUUCUUCAUGUGAAGAUAAGCCUCGUAAGUAAGCUAAUAU
Messenger RNA from Calypte anna (Anna's hummingbird), 920 nucleotides. It is a transcript of the gene LRRC72, whose product is annotated as leucine rich repeat containing 72. The record is from RefSeq and is a predicted model, not a curated record. Gene Ontology annotation, molecular function: protein binding. Lineage: Eukaryota; Metazoa; Chordata; Aves; Apodiformes; Trochilidae. The transcript has 9 exons. The coding region runs from base 31 to 849 and encodes 272 amino acids.